CUGUAGUCACAGUUGAUUUGAACUUGGCCCAUGCUGGUAGCUGCCAGCCAGCCCAGAACAGGACAAGACAGUGUAGUCGAGAUGGUAAUCACGGCAUCUCCCUGAGGAGACCCCAGGAUGUGAGGUGGUCCCAGGAGAACAAUCAUCAUGGAAACGAAGUGGAAACUGACCAGUGGACUCAGACACCACUCGGUGCCAACAGUAGGGGGAUAGAACAGACAGAGCUAACUUUGGGGACCAGGGAGGAGAGUCACGGCCGACCUGCAGUUCUGAACAGGAACCCCAACCAGACCUGGUUCACAUCCUCCCUGUCCUUCAGACUCUCCUCUCAACACAGCAAGAAAUACGACCUGGAAAAACUAGAGUCCACAGCUCAGAGGGAACACUCUCUACACAGUUCUCAGGGACCUGUAAGGGAUGCACCUAUAGCUCAAGCACAGGUGAAAAGAGAAGUCUCACCAUCAUAUUAUUUUUUACCAGCCAAUUGCCCUUCAGAGGAAGAGGAAGUGACAUCGCUUCCUUUUAAAGAGGAAGAGGAUUCCAAGACAGCCAUGUUGUCCUCCACGCUGGUGUCGGUUCUCGCCCCACAGUGGAGUGGGAGAAUACGCAGGAACAAGCGGGGCAUGGCCGGUACGGACAUUGGUGUGUUUGGCACGGCAACCAGUGAGUCUGGACAGGAAACCCAAGGUAACGGUCAGGAAGUGAGCGAGGGGGGUGUGCUUUUGAAGCCGCAAGUCCCUCUCGAGACAGACUCUAUAGGACAACGACGACAACAACAGUUUCUGGAGACCCAGAACCAACGUGUUGGGGAGAGGGGGUUGACCCUUGGAUCACAAGUCCAUGAGAGGGCUUCAACACUGGGUAGCAGCAGAAGCACAGUGGGGGGCUGGUAUGAGGGAAGCACCCCCAGCCUCAAACUGGACAACCCAACAAAGGCCCCAGUUUCUAAGCCUGUCUCUCUGGAUGUGAGUUGGGGGAGGCUGGCCAACAGAGGCGGAGAGGGGGGAGCUGUUUCCCCUGUUACUCCCAGCUCUCCCCUCUCUCCCGACCUGCAUGUACACAAGGGAAUGUUACAGGCAAGUCGUCAAGGAGCCCAGACAUCAUUGCUGAGUUCAAAACCAACAACCAGUAGCCUUCUUUUCUCUCUGAGAAGGCUCAACACUAUUGCGAGCUCUAUCCACUCAGAGACAAAUAUCUCAUCUCUAACCAAUGACAGAGAUGGAGAGACUUCAAGUCCACACCUCUCUCCAACCACAACCAAUUACAAAGCAUCAGAGGCAAUUAGGGCACACCUUUCCUUAACCUCAUCCAAUGAUGGAGCCAGAGAGAGGUCCAAGUUCCUCCCCUAUUCAGCUGAUCCCACUUACAGGACAAUAGAGAGGUCAAGGCACCUCCCCUUACCAACUUCCAAUCACAGAGAAGCAAAUACACACAGGACACAACUAUUUUCAACCUCGCCCAAUUACAAAGACACAGAGGGCACACCCUUUACCAAACUUCCCCAGACUUCCAGGGCGUAUCCCAACCCAACCUUCCCCAGUAAGCAGACUCUUCUGUUUAGUGGUCUAGAGAGACUUUCCCCCUCAGAGAGACCAGAUGGAACCACGGUUCCCAUCAGUGAUACUCAUCUACCUUCCUCUCCACCGUCCCAAUAUGACCACCUGGAUUUUCAUGGGAGCCAGUCUCUUCCCAGAGGAACCACCCUGAGAUCUACUAGCUGGAGAAAGCACAUUACUCUGGAGGACAGUGUGUCUAAUCCCAGUUCCCCCCUCAGUCCCACUACCACCACCACUAUCAACAACAACAACAACACAUUCAGCCUCUCAAGCACUUCCAGCAAUAAUAACACGGGCCCCUCUAGCAUCAAUGAUAACACUGGUGUCAAUCCCCAAAUCAGCAUCAAUAACAACAAUAAUUUAGUCACCCCCAACAAUACCAACCUAAACAGCAAUACUGUCACUGGCAAACACUCACCUCAGAGCACCCUUAAAAGGACUUAUGUUCAAGAUAUCCCAGACCAGGAUUCCUAUAGAAUACUCAAAACUCAGAAUUCCCUUAACUCGAAUGACCGACAAUCACAAAAGCCCUAUUGUUUGUCCAAUAUCUCCUUCAGGUCUAACACCAAUAGCCCAGCGAGCUCGAGCACUUUGAGUAGCCCAAUAAAGUCCAGCAAGCCUGAUCGCUACAGUAGGCAAUGUAGUUAUGACACCAUCUACACCCCUCUGACCGUAUUUAGCCCCAAGACUCCAACCAGCUCUGAAACCAGUGACACUCCAUCCUCCCUCAGUAGUCAUAGAACCCUUUAUUUGUCCCAUUCCCUGAACCCCUCUUCCAGACAGCUCUCCUUACAAACCAGUAUCGCCUCCACAUCUCUCAGUAGCCACAGACCCCUCUAUAGUUCCCGCUCACUCAAUACCACCAGCUCUAUGAGACGAGACCCCCAAAACAGCCCAAAAUCUCCACCCCCAGUCGUCAGAAGCCAGAUUCCCAUAGUGAGUAACACCCACACCCCCACAUCCCAACUGCAGUCCCCUAAAACUGCUUACACGCCUACCACAACUCCCCAACCACUCCUACUUAAAACCGGCUACGUCCCCAUUAUCCCGACCCGCUACACCCGACCGCUGUCCCCAGACAGUUAUACCCCCAUAUCCCUGAGUAUCCCCACCACCCAGGCCCCCUCCACCCUGCCCCUCUCCCCACCCAGCUCGUCCCCUCUGGUGGAAAGGACAUUCAUAGGCAGCCUAGACCUCUCCCCUAAGAAACACCAGCCCCAAGUGGAAGGGAGGGUAACAGCACAUAGAGCAUGGCAGGAGUCACAACUAAGGCUGUCACAGUCUCAUUCACCUCAGAGACCUCUGUCCCCAACCAGACCCCUCCGUAGUGUAGAGGGUCCCGCCAUCUUCUCCUCCCUGAGAUCGGGCAGCCCAACCUGGGCUACGUCACCUUUGUCUCCCCCAACCCCCAGGACCACCAAACUACAAGUUUGGAGGGGAACCUCGAUGCAUAACUUAUCCAUAAUAUCUGAUACAUUGGUGAAGGAGGGAGGGCAAGCUCUCUCAGAGCAUGUUAGCGACCACACUUCAAACGUCACAUUCAAACACACAGGAACCGACUCAACCGUAAUAGGACCACAGAGGAAGACCGCUGCCCCUCUCUCCCUUCCAGAUUUUGGGAGCUUUUCCAAGCCACGAUUUAGCUCCCCGCCCUAUUCCACACUCAAGUCUUCACGCCCAACACAGGGUGAGGUCACACACACAACAUCACACCAACCCCUUCUCUCACCCCCUACCUCACCCCAACACUACCCCUUCUACGGCCAUCACAGGGCUAGGUCACAGGACAGUUCAAAGAUUGUUGCCUUGGAAAUUGAUUGUGUCAACAACAACUCCAAACAGACCAGUCAAGAAAAUGUUGAGACACUUGUGUACAGGAUUUCUAAAGUUGAUUCCUCUGCCAUAUUGGACAGUAUUAGGCCUGCACAGGCCUGUUUUCCUCGACACACACCAGACACGCGAGUCGUCACAGGGAUAAAGUCCAAUGAACUCUGCCGUCUACCUUCACAACACAGCCAGGUGAUUGGAAGUCCCAGCUGUCAAUCAUACCAAAGCUCCAAUGACAGUGGAGCAUUAGACAUUGAGAAGGUUGUGUGUAAAAGUGAGAGUUUCCCUAAGAGUGCAGCGGCUUCAUUACAAACCCAGAGCCCAAAGAAAGGCUUAUUCUCACUGAGAGGUAAGAGAGACAAUGUUGUUGGUACGCCUGCUGCCAAUAUCCCUAGAAACCCAGCGAUGCCUCAGUCUGAGAAACCAAAGAAAGAGUCAGAGAAGGAGCAAAAGGAAAAUAACAAAAUAGACCUGGUGCUGAGUCGACUCCGGCAGACCUUCAGAGUCAAACGUCUCGAUGACGAGAGGACGAAGAGAACACCCCAGCCUCCUCCUGUCAAAGGAGCCAGUGACAUUAGUGAUGUCACUGAGAGUAGUGGUUCUAGCAAUCGAGAAGAGGAGGAAAAAUGGAGGGAGAAUGAUGGCGUACACAAACCUUUAAACUCUUUCUGGGCUGGCAGUGAGCACACGUCAGAUAUGACGAAGGAAAAUGUUAGGCGUGAACACUCACAGUUUGAGGGUUUUAAAGACCAUAGAGAGGCUAGAAACAGAGACCAGCCUUGUGUUAUGGAUCUUCCUCAAUUUGAGGCUUACAAGGACGAAAGGAUCACUAAACCCAAACACCAACCUUCUAGUAGCGAGAUCAGCCCAACAAGGCGGCAGUUUGAAGCUUACAAAGAGAAGAGGAUCAGUAGAGCCAGAAUGCAACCUCCUCAGAGAGACUUCAGCUCCGUUAUGCGUCAACCCUGGGACCCCAGCCGCUCUGCAACCCUCCCUGCCUACAGAACCUCCUCAGGCAGCACCAGAAACACUUUCUCUGUCUUCCACUUCAGCCAGAUGGACUCUGAGAACGAUAACGUGUUCCACAUUCCCAGGAUUCCUCAGAGGAAGAAGACCACCUCUCUCUGUGAGCCAGGGGACAGGGAGUACGGUUCCGGUGAUCAGCGUGGCAGUGAGGGACGUCUGGCAUCCUUCUCCUCCUGUGCUGAUCUCAAAUACGGUCUUGAGGCUGGGCGUUCCUUCUCUGUGACUUCUGUGCUCUCCAGCCGACCUUCGGGUCCUGGACGCAUCUCCUCAGGCCCUAGGGUCAGCAGUGUAGAGGUCAUGACUUGGGAUGACUGUAGGGUCAAAGGUGAUUGGACAAUACCAAGGUGGGACACACACACAACCACUGGCCACAAAACCACAGGUGACAGCCAAGCUGUAAAUGACUGGUCUGUCGUUAGUGACAGGACAUCCAGAAAUGAGCGCAAAACAAUCCAAGCUAAUUUUAUAAAUCCACACAAGGCUAGAUCCAAAUCCCUACCCAGAAAUGUGUCCUGGAGUUCAGAGGUCACCGCCCCAUCUCCAACCUCUACAACUACUGGCCGCAUGUGGAACCAUGGCAGCCUGGAGACCUCUCACUCCCUGUGGGAUACAGAGGGUCCUCCAACCCCCCCUCCGUCCCCUCCCUGGUCCCCAGCCUCCAGACGCAUAUCUCGCCCUCCCAGCUCCUCCUCCUCUGCCUCACCCUCCCCCACAGACAGCAGGGCGUCACAGGACAGCCUGUCCCCUAGGGGGCGCCUACCCUCCAGGGGCUACGUCUCCAACCUGGCAGUCUUCGAGGAGUCCGACGCAAUCUUCGAGGAGUCCGACUCCAGGGGCUACGUCUCCAACCUGGCAGUCUUCGAGGAGUCCGACUCAGGCUCUGACAUGGACUCUGACACAACCACAGAUGAUGAAUACUACCUGGCAGGUGAUGGCGGCGAGAAGGAGACUGAACUGUGAGAAGAAAUACUGUAUGGGAUGCAUCUCAAUAGUCUAAACUGGAUCUGUCUGUCUCCUUUUGGUCUCCUUAUAUAGAAAGGAUACUUAUUUACACACCUAUUUAUGCUCACUAAAAACAGACUUGUUAAGUGUGCAUGGCUCUGGGCCUCCCGAGUGGCGCAGUGGUCUAAGGCACUGCAUCGCGGUGCUAGCUGUGCCACUAGAGAACCUGGUUCGAGUCCAGGCUCUGUCGCACCUGUCCGCGACCGAGAGACCCAUGACACGGUGCACAAUUGGCCCAGCGUGGUCUGGGUUAGGGGAGGGUUUGACAUGCAGGGAUGUUCCUGUCCCAUCGUGCACUAGCGACUCCUGUGGUGAGCCGGGCGCAGUGCACGCUGUCACAGUCUCCAGGUGUACGGUGUACGGCGCUUCCUCCGACACAUUGGUGCUUCUGGGUUAAGCGGGCAUUGUGUCAAGAAGCAGUGUCGGCUUGGCUGGGUUGUGUUUCAGGGGACGCUUGAGUUGCAGCGAUGGGACGAGCCUGUAACUACCAAUUGAAUACCACGAAAUUGGGGCGAAAAAGGGGUAAAAUAAUUAAAUUAAAUAAAAAGCGCAUGGCUGACAGUAAAGAAGUCAGCACUAUCAGAUCACAGGUUAAUGUCAUGCUCUUAUCCUGGGAUCCAAAGAGCAGCCCACAUGAACUCUACACCAUAUCCAAGAUCAUGGCACUCUGUUUUUUUGUCAUGUCACAGGUUGCUUGGAUACUUGACUUUCUCAUGUCUGAUAUUUGUUUAGUUAUCAGUGGGAAGUGUACUGUAUAUAAUAUAUAUAAUAUAAUAAUAAUAUAAUAAUAUACUGUAUAUGCUAGGUUAAAGGUAUUUAUGAACAAAGAGCUCUAGCUAUAAAGCUCUCCUAUCCUGUUUUAUUACUUCUGCAGCUGUUCUAACCAUGGCCUUUAUUCACAAAGUGUAUCAGAGUUGGAGUGCUGGUCUAGGAUCAGGUCCCCCCUCUACAUAUGAUCAUAUUCAUUGUGAUCUGAAGCCAAAACUGAUCUUAGGUGAGCACUCCUAAACUAAGACUCCUUGUGAAUACUGACCCUGUUGUGGUAGAGACCUGUACCCGGUGAGAGGUAUACCUACCACACUCAGUUUGGCUGGGGUCACAUUUCAUUGUCAAGUGCUGGCUAUCAAUAUGCUUAAGCUAGCAUGCUAUAUGAUAUGCAAGAUAAAUAUCUUUGAAUGUUUUAAUUCUCAUGGAAAUCAGUAUUUUUCUAUUUUGGUUGUCUUGGAAGGUUUUCCUGAAAUGCAUAUGUGUGCAUUAUAAACAGAUGAUUGUUAUAAAAUAUUUGUGAAUUACUUUUUGUGCAAUUCAACAGUUGUUUUUGGAUCAAGAAUAUGGUAAAUAUAUUUUGAAUUAACAAUAAACUAGUUCUAAUUCUG
Messenger RNA from Oncorhynchus keta (chum salmon), 6787 nucleotides. RefSeq lists its product as uncharacterized. Lineage: Eukaryota; Metazoa; Chordata; Actinopteri; Salmoniformes; Salmonidae. The transcript has 5 exons. The coding region runs from base 552 to 5369 and encodes 1605 amino acids. The record is from RefSeq and is a predicted model, not a curated record.